UGUGUUUUUUUGUUUUGUUUUGUUUUUAGAUCUCCGGCGGCUAUUACCUAGAAUUCUGGACUUGCCUAAUAGAAUGCCCACAUUUCUGUGGUUUCUGUUGUUCUGUUUUCUAGUGUAAUUGUACUUUUACCAACUGCAACAGUGACACCGGCAUCUGUGUGCAGGAUGGAUACCCGUGAACUGCGCUUCGCGCGCGCAAUGAUCUUCGCCAUCGAGGAGAUCAACAACAGCUCGGAGCUGCUGCCAGGCAUCAAACUCGGGUACCAGAUCCACGACUCCUGCGGCUCCGUGUCCGUAGCUGCUCACGUGGCAUUCCAACUUACCAACGGCCUGGACCCGGUGUUUUACACAGGCGAAAAGUGCUCACAGACCGGCAUGGUAAUGGGUAUCGUUGGAGCGUCUGGGUCUACGCCUUCCAUCAGCAUGUCACGCGUAAUCGGCUCUUACAACAUCCCACAAGUGAGCUACUUCUCCACCUGCGCAUGCCUGUCCGAUAAACAGCAGUACCCGAAUUUCUUCAGAACCAUCCCCAGUGACCAGUUCCAGGCUGACGCGCUGGCCAAGCUGGUCAAGCACUUCGGCUGGACGUGGAUUGGAGCUGUCAGGUCAGACUCGGACUAUGGCAACAACGGCAUGGCUGCUUUCUUGAAGGCUGCGCGAAAGGAGGGGAUCUGUGUGGAGUACUCUGAAUCUUUCUACAGGAGCCACCCACGAAGCAGGAUCCAGAGAGUGGCAGAAGUUAUCCGCAGGUCGACAGCUGUCGUCGUCGUGGCAUUUGUAGCCUCUGGAGACAUGACAAUCCUUCUUGAGGAGCUGUCUCUCAAUCCUCCUCCACCUCGCCAGUGGAUAGGUGGUGAGUCCUGGGUAACCGCCCCGGAAAUGCUGAGAUUCAACUUCUGCAUCGGAACCAUUGGAUUCGGCAUCCAGCAGUCCAUCAUCCCAGGCUUCAGAGACUUCUUACUGGACCUCUCUCCCGCUGAAGUUGCUGCCUCUCCAUUGCUUACUGAGUUCUGGGAAGAUGCAUUCAGCUGCAGGCUGGGUAAAACUCCAGCUGAAGGUGAGAGUGUGUGUGAUGGUACUGAAGCCUUGCACACCCUCCAGAGCCCUUACACUGACACAUCUCAGCUCCGAGUCACAAACAUGGUGUACAAGGCUGUUUAUGCCAUAGCACACGCUAUCCACAACACAAUGUGUCAGAGCACAAAUACUUCUCAGUGUGACACAAUCACCAGGAUAGAGACACAACAGGUUCUCACUCAGCUAAAGAAAGUAAAUUUUUCCAGAAAUGGUUACCAGGUGUCAUUUGAUGCUAACGGGGAUCCUGUGGCCAUGUAUGAGCUGGUGAACUGGCAGAGGAGUGCGAGCGGUGGCCUUGAGUUUGUGACAGUAGGACACUACGAUGCAUCGCUGCAAGUGGGGGAGGAGUUUCAAAUCAACAGGGACGUCACCUGGAUGGAGGGUAGCACACAAGUGCCUGUGUCAAUGUGCACUGACAGCUGUCCACCAGGAACUCGUAAAGUCCUUCAGAAAGGAAAGCCUAUCUGCUGUUAUGAUUGCAUACCCUGUCCUGAUGGAGAGAUUAGCAAUGACACAGAUUCCUCCGAUUGUUUCCCUUGUCCGAUGGAGUUUUGGCCUAACACAGAGAGAGACACUUGUCUCCCCAAGCCUGUGGAGUUUCUCUCCUUCAACGAGGUCUUGGGUAUCAUCCUGGCUGCGUUCUCAGUCGGUGGAGCCUGUCUUGCCAUUGUAACAGCAGCUGUGUUCCUUCGUCACAGAAAAACUCCAAUUGUGAGUUAUUUUGCGACAUGCACAUGUCUCACUGACAAACACAUGUACCCAUCAUUCUUGCGGACCGUGCCGAAUGAUCUCUUCCAAGUUCGAGGUCUAGUCCAGCUGGUCACCUUCCUUGGCUGGUUCUGGGUGGGCACAUUAGGGACAACGGAUGACUACAGUCAGUAUGGUAUCCAAGCAUUUUCUAAUCAGUUUAAACAACAAGGAGGUUGUUUGUCAUUCCAUCUGAAUAUCCCUAAAUCACCCACUGUGGCUGAGAUUCAUGAGCUAGCAGACAAGCUGCAGAGCUCAACCGCACGGGUAGUGGUGGUCUUUGCAACUGAGGGACAGCUGGUGGAUCUGUUCUUAGAGCUGGCUGAGAGAAACGUGACAGGGCUCCAGUGGGUCGCUAGUGAAGCCUGGGUGACCGCUACCCUACUAACCUCCUUACGUUUCCACUCGGUCCUGGAGGGCACGCUAGGUUUCUCCUUCCCUGGAGUCAGGAUCCCUGGUUUGGAGGAAUUUCUGCUGAAUGUUCGCCCGUCUUCUAAGCCUGGGAUGGAGUUGAUUAACAUUUCCUGGGAAGAGCUGUUUGACUGUACGAUGGGGGUCAGAGGUGACACAUCCAAGGAUGCUGCUACAGAUGCUAACUUUGUGGGACAGCACAACUCUCGUAACAUAUCUGGGUCACUGGUUGGAGAAAUUGUUGGAAACAUAAGAACAUUUAAAGAAUCCCUUGAUAAAACGUAUAACGGUGUGGCUGAAAGGCCUGUAUGUAAUGGUUCAGAGGGUCUGAGGUACACAGAGAGCAGUUACACUGAUGUUUCUCAGGUCAGAAUAUCUUACAAUGUUUAUAAAGCUGUGUAUGCUAUCGCCCAUGCUCUGCACACUUUACUGAACUGUGAUUCUAUGGAUAAAAACAAGGGAAUAUGUGAGAAACACAAAUUCUUCACUUCAAAGCAGUUGCUGCACCAUCUGCAGACGGUAAAUUUCACCAACCAGUUUGGAGAAAAAGUACAUUUUGACUCUAGUGGAGAGCCAGUUCCUCUCUAUGACAUCAUAAACUGGCAGAGGGAUAGCACGGGGGAAAUUAGAUUUGUCAAGGUGGGGAGCUAUGAUGGUUCAGCUCCUUUGAGACAACAAUUGCAGCUUGUGCGGAGCGCCAUUGUAUGGACAAAGGGACAGUCACAAGUGCCGAUAUCUCAGUGUAGUGUGCCUUGCUCCCCUGGCAGCAGGCAGGCCAGACGUCCAGGAGAACCCCACUGCUGCUUUGAUUGUCUGCCAUGUGCAGAUGGAGAGUUCAGCAACCAGACUGGUUCCACUGAGUGCACUAAAUGUCCAGAGUACUACUGGUCAGACAAAGACAAAGUGAAAUGUGUGGCUGGGGUUGAAGAAUUUCUGUCUUUUUAUGACACCAUGGGCAUCACCCUGGUCACACUCACACUCCUGGGUUUUGUCUUGACCUGCGUCAUCACAACUGUCUUUCACCGUUUCCGUUUCACACCUAUUGUCAAAGCCAACAACUCAGAGAUAAGUUUCCUGCUCCUCCUGUCACUCAAGCUCUGCUUCUUGUGUUCCCUGGUUUUCAUUGGCCAGCCGUCAGUGUGGACAUGCAGGCUGCGACAGGCAGCCUUUGGCAUCAGCUUUGUCCUCUGUUUGUCCUGCCUCCUUGUUAAGACCAUUGUGGUUCUCUUUGCCUUCUGGGCUAAGGUACCUGGUUCUAGGGCUCUGAAGCUGUUUGGCCCCUCCCAACAGAGAACUCUGAUUCUCUGCACCACAAUUCCUCAGGUUUGUCUCUGUGUUGGCUGGCUCUUGUGUGCACCCCCUUUCCCAUUCAGGAACCCAACAUACCAAGCUUCAACUGGAAAAAUUGUUGUGGAGUGUAAGGAGCCGUGGCCUCCAGGGUUUUAUUUGGUCCUCAGCUACAUCGGAUUACUAGCCUUCCUCUGCCUCCUCUUAGCAUACCUCGGAAGGAAGCUGCCUGAUACCUUCAACGAAGCUAAACUCAUCACCUUCAGCAUGCUUAUCUUCUGGGCUGUGUGGAUCUCUUUCAUCCCAGCUUAUGUCAGCUCUCCAGGGAAGUUUACUGUAGCGGUGGAAGUAUUUGCUAUAUUAGCUUCCAGUUUUGGACUGUUGGUGUGUAUUUUUGUGCCUAAAUGUUACAUAAUUUUACUGAUGCCAGAGAAGAACACCAAGAGAGGUUUAUCAGGAAAAUAUCUCAGAUGAACUUGACAUUUACAUAGUAGAUGGUCAUUUUAAGCACCCAGUAAAUAUGCCUUUUUAUGUUGGAUGAAGAAAAUACUUUUAAAUUUCCAAUACUGAAUGCAAAUAUAACAAAAUAAGUUUCACAUUCAAAAAC
Messenger RNA from Cheilinus undulatus (humphead wrasse), 4129 nucleotides. RefSeq names its product extracellular calcium-sensing receptor-like. Gene Ontology annotation, cellular component: membrane. Lineage: Eukaryota; Metazoa; Chordata; Actinopteri; Labriformes; Labridae. Bases 166 to 3996 code for a protein of 1276 amino acids. Gene Ontology annotation, molecular function: G protein-coupled receptor activity. The record is from RefSeq and is a predicted model, not a curated record. Gene Ontology annotation, biological process: G protein-coupled receptor signaling pathway. The transcript is spliced from 16 exons.